AUGGAGGAAGGGGCCAUGAGCCAAGGAGAGCAGGCAGCUACUAAAAGCCAAGAGCAGUUUGCCUCCAGAAGCUUCCAAGAGGAAAGCAGCCCUCUAACACCUCGACUUAGAUUUUUGACCAUCAGAACCAUGAGAGAGUUCUCCCCAGAAUCCUUGUGCAUGGCCUCAGUGCGAUCCUUCAUGAUGGUGAACAGCUCUGGGAGGGCCUCUGGCCAGAAAGCCCACCUUCUCCUGCCGACCCUGAAGGAGAAUGACACCCACUGCAUUGAUUUCCAUUACUACUUCUCGAGCCGAGACAGGUCCAGCCCAGGGGCCUUGAAUGUCUACGUGAAGGUCAAUGGCGGGCCCCAGGGGAACCCCGUCUGGAACGUGUCUGGGGUUGUCACCGAGGGCUGGGUGAAGGCAGAACUUGCCAUCAGCACCUUUUGGCCGCAUUUCUACCAGGUGAUAUUUGAAUCUGUCUCUUUGAAGGGUCAUCCUGGCUACAUCGCUGUGGACGAGGUCCGGGUCCUUGCUCAUCCGUGCCGAAAAGCACCUCACUUUCUGCGGCUCCAAAAUGUCGAGGUGAAUGUGGGGCAGAAUGCCACGUUUCAGUGCAUUGCUGGCGGAAAGUGGUCUCAGCACGACAAACUUUGGCUCCAGCAGUGGAACGGCAGGGACACGGCCCUCAUGGUCACCCGCGUGGUCAACCACAGGCGCUUCUCGGCCACGGUCAGUGUGGCAGACACUGCCCAGCGGAGUGUGAGCAAGUACCGCUGUGUGAUCCGCUCCGAUGGGGGCUCUGGUGUGUCCAACUACGCUGAGCUGAUUGUGAAAGAGCCUCCCACGCCCAUUGCCCCACCAGAGCUGCUGGCCGUGGGGGCCACCUACCUGUGGAUCAAGCCGAAUGCCAACUCCAUCAUUGGGGACGGCCCCAUCAUCCUGAAGGAGGUGGAGUAUCGCACCACCACGGGCACCUGGGCGGAGACCCACAUCGUCGACUCACCCAACUAUAAGCUGUGGCAUCUGGACCCCGAUGUGGAGUAUGAGAUCCGGGUGCUACUCACACGGCCAGGGGAAGGGGGCACAGGACCUCCGGGGCCUCCCCUCACCACCAGGACCAAGUGUGCAGAGAACUGGGCCACCUGGAAGGUGAAGUAUAGUCAGUCAACAAACAUAUCCGGGAAACACUCCCUCGUCCCUCUUGACUUUGAAGGUUGA
Messenger RNA from Phacochoerus africanus (Common warthog), 1200 nucleotides. RefSeq names its product receptor-type tyrosine-protein phosphatase T-like. The transcript is spliced from 8 exons. Gene Ontology annotation, molecular function: protein binding. Gene Ontology annotation, cellular component: membrane. Lineage: Eukaryota; Metazoa; Chordata; Mammalia; Artiodactyla; Suidae. Bases 1 to 1200 code for a protein of 399 amino acids. The record is from RefSeq and is a predicted model, not a curated record.